Messenger RNA from Carica papaya (papaya), 828 nucleotides. Lineage: Eukaryota; Viridiplantae; Streptophyta; Magnoliopsida; Brassicales; Caricaceae. The record is from RefSeq and is a predicted model, not a curated record.
AUGGGAAGGAAGCCUUGUUGUUCAAAGGAAGGCUUGAAUAGGGGAGCAUGGACAGCAAUGGAGGACAAAAUACUUAUAGACUACAUUAAGCUCCAUGGUGAUGGAAACUGGAGAAACCUUCCUAAAAAAGCAGGUCUCAAGAGAUGUGGUAAGAGUUGCAGAUUAAGGUGGUUAAAUUACCUAAGACCUGAUAUUAAGAGGGGAAACAUCACUCAUGAUGAAGAAGAGCUUAUUAUCAGACUCCACAACCUCCUUGGAAACAGAUGGUCACUAAUCGCUGGAAGAUUACCAGGGCGAACAGACAAUGAAAUCAAGAACUAUUGGAACACAAAAAUCGGAAAAAAGUUACAGAAAAACCAAAACAGUUUCUCCACUGCAAAAACAUCUAUUAAUCAUGAGGCACCUAACAUAGAUACAAGUCAGCUGGUGAUCAGGACCAAGGCAACAAGAUUAACAAAGCUUGUGGUCAACACUCCAGCUGACCCAGAAAUUGUUGGGUCCUCCAAGGUCGAUGAAAAUGUUAUAAACCCUAAUUUUUGUUCUGAACUUGAUAAUUCAGAUCGGGAUAAUUUCAUGAUAGAUGUCGAGCUAGACCAUAAUUUCCUGUCAGAAUUCCUCAAUACGGCUGAUGGGUUUCCUCUUCUGUCUGAUUACUUGGAAAACAACAAUGAUCAUGGAAACAAUAAUAGCAGACGCGAUGAUCAUGAUCAUGAUCAUGGCCAUCCAACUACCUUCGUCUCUGAUCAAGACCUCUCCUUCUCUGGAUUAAACCAAGUCCAGCUUGCACGUUUACCAGACUCAAGAGGGUUGACUAAUCUGCAUGUUUAG